ACUCCCAACCCCUCAUUCUCAAAAACACAAACUCUCCCUCCACUGCCUUCACUCUUCUCUCUCUCAUUUUGUCUAUGCUCGGAGCCUCCGUUUCCUAGACGGCGAGCCAUGUCGGACGUCCAUCUCUUCAAUAACAUCUCUCUCGGCGGCCGCGGCGGCACUAAUCCGGGGCAGCUAAAAAUACAUCCAGGAGGGAUUAUGUGGAAGAAACAAGGGGGUGGGAAAGCAAUUGAGGUUGAUAAGGCGGUCAUUGUUGGAGUGACAUGGAUGAAGGUCCCAAAGACAAAUCAACUUGGUGUUCGGAUUAAAGAUGGGUUGUACUAUAAAUUCAUUGGAUUUCGAGACCAGGAUGUCACUACUUUAACCAAUUAUUUCCAAACUACUUUCGGAAUAGUAGCAGAGGAGAAGAAGCUUUCUGUCAGUGGGCGUAACUGGGGAGAAGUUGAUUUAAGCGAUAAUAUGCUGUCUUUCUUGGUUGACUCCAAGCAAGGAUUUGAGGUAUCUUUGGCUGAUGUCUCACAAACACAGCUUCAGGGGAAAAACGACGUCACCUUAGAGUUCCAUGUGGAUGACACCACUGGAGCAAACGAGAAAGAUUCUUUGAUGGAAGUAACUUUUCACAUUCCCAACUCCAACACUCAAUUUAUGGGUGAUGAGAAUCGUCCUCCUGCUCAGGUAUUUCGUGACAAAAUUAUGUCGAUGGCAGAUGUUGGUGCUGGAGGUGAAGAUGCUGUUGUCACAUUUGAGAGUAUUGCAGUCCUCACACCAAGGGGUCGCUACAAUGUUGAACUUCAUCUUUCAUUCUUGCGGUUGCAAGGGCAGGCUAAUGAUUUCAAAAUUCAGUACAGCAGUGUUGUUCGCCUCUUUCUCCUUCCUAAGUCUAACCAGCCACAUACCUUUGUUGUUGUUACUCUUGAUCCGCCUAUCCGUAAAGGACAAACACUGUAUCCACACAUUGUUUUGCAGUUUGAAACUGAAUAUGUAGUUGAAAGUGAACUGGCAAUAAGUGAUGACCUUUUAAACGGCAAGUACAAAGACAAGUUAGAACCAACUUAUAAGGGACUAAUUCAUGAUGUGUUCACCAAAAUACUGCAUGGAUUGUCUGGUGCCAAAAUUACUAAACCAGGGAAGUUCCGCAGCUGUCAAGAUGGUUAUGCUGUGAAGUCUUCACUGAAAGCUGAAGACGGAGUUCUAUAUCCUCUGGAAAAGAGCUUCUUUUUCCUACCUAAACCUCCUACCCUUAUUACUCAUGAUGUGAUUGACUAUGUGGAAUUUGAGAGGCAUGGUGCUGGAGGCUCAAAUAUGCAUUAUUUUGAUCUUCUUAUCAGACUUAAAAGUGAGCAAGAACAUCUGUUUAGAAACAUUCAGAGGAAUGAAUAUCAUACUCUUUUUGACUUCAUCAGUUUAAAGGGUAUCAAAAUCAUGAACUUAGGAGAUGCUCAAGUAACAGAUGGUGUGUCUCCUCUUCUUGAAGAGGCAGAUGAUGAUGCUGUUGUUGACCCACAUCUUGUUCGCGUAAAGAAUGAAGCUGGUGAGGAAGAUAGUGAUGAAGAGGAUGAAGAUUUUGUUAUUGAGAAGGAUGAUGGAGGUUCUCCAACUGAUGAUUCUGGGGGUGAAGAUUCUGAUGCUAGUGAAAGUGGAGGCGAGAAAGAGAAGCCUGCUAAAAAGGAGCCCAGGAAAGAACCUUCAACUUCAAAGGUGCCAUCUUCCAAGAAAAAAUCCAAAGAGGUCGAUGAAGAUGGUCCAAAGAAGAAAAAACAGAAAAAGAAGAAGGAUCCAAAUGCACCAAAAAGAGCGAUGUCUGGUUUCAUGUUCUUCUCACAGAUGGAGAGAGAGAAUGUGAAGAAAGACAACCCCGGGAUUGCAUUUACGGAUGUGGGAAGAGUGCUUGGGGACAAGUGGAAGAAGAUGUCAGCGGAGGAGAAAGAACCAUAUGAAGCAAAGGCCCGUCAAGAUAAAUUACGCUACAAGGAUGAAAUUAGUGGCUACAACAAGAGUAACACCCCCCAACCCAUGAAUGUGGAUUCAGGGAAUGAAUCUGACAGCGAAUAGAUUUGAAGUAGAAUCAAAUCAGCCACUUAUAUUUUGUUCGAGUGGUAUACUUAACGUGUAUGGUAGAUUUUUGUUUACCUCUUGUAUUAUGAACAUACCAUGUUUCGAUUUACACUAGUUUGCUUAUAAAUCUAGUUUUAGUGCUUGAAGACAGCAAUUGCUAA
Molecule: messenger RNA, 2216 nt
Organism: Rosa chinensis
Lineage: Eukaryota; Viridiplantae; Streptophyta; Magnoliopsida; Rosales; Rosaceae
Product: FACT complex subunit SSRP1
Exons: 16
Coding region: 109-2052 (647 amino acids)
Cellular component (GO): FACT complex; nucleus
Molecular function (GO): nucleosome binding; DNA binding; histone binding
Source: RefSeq, a predicted model, not a curated record